UUAAAAGAUUAUAAUAAAUUAGAGUAUAUAGUAAAAUAAGGGAAAUGAGAGAGAGAUCUGCUUCAAAAAUCAAAAAUUGAUUACCUCUAAUCAAAUUUAUUGAUUCCCUUUAAUCGAAUUUAGGGUUCUUUUUCCACCUCAAUCUUUUAAAAAUUUCAAAUUUUCACCCAUUAAUUACCGGGAACCGACAAUUCAGUCCUUUAUUCAUUCCAUUUGUGCACCAAAAUUUUGAUCUACAGAUUCAAUUACAUUGCUAAUUGAUCUGAUAAUUAUGAAUUAAAUUAAUUCUUUUAUUUAAUUUGGAUUUAAUGGCUUCGGCUCAGGUGAUGCGAAAACAAGAGCAUUUACAAGCUGGGAAAAAAAAGCUGGAAGAGUUCCGUAAACAAAGAGCAGCAGAGAGGGCUAAAAAGUCAACUUCCAAAAAUCGAGCUCACAGUACAGAUGGAGGGUUUGAGAAUCAACCUUUGGAAAAUGAACACACAAGAAUCACUGACUCUCGCGGAGCUGGUACAUCUGAUGCAGUUGAUGGAGCUGUUUUAGAGUUAUCUCGAGUAGAUGUUACGCAUGAUUUCAAGAAUCCUGAUCUUGUGCAGAAGAGUGGCUUUGCUUCUUCUUAUGAUGCUAAUGCUAGUUCUACUCAUAGUUUAUAUAGCAACGACAAUGAUGCUAGCGCUACUUCUACUGCUAGUGGAAACAAUCAUGGUUUUGAUUCUUCCAUCUCUGUGUCGUCUCAUUCUGGAGAUAAAGUGUUUAAGGGUGAUGAGAAUCCAAAGUUGUCUGAACAAUUCAGCGACAGUUAUAAUUCCUCUGAGAAGACGGAGAAUGGUGGAGCCUUAGGAAGUGUUGGAUUUGGAUUUAAUACUAGUCAUUCUACAGCUAAUUUUCUGUCAUCAAACCCCAGUUACAGUAAAAUUGCCGGUCUAUUUACUCAUGAUGGUCUGGGUAAAAGCGUACAAGAGGAAGACAACAGAAUGGAUCUUUCACCUGAAAACUCUGUUGAUCCUCGUCUGCAAGAAAAACCAGGUUAUAUGAAUCGUUGGUCUAGUGGGUUAACUUCCUCAUCAUAUGAAGAUUGUAUGCGCCCCGCAACCAGCAGUACAAAUUUUUCGUCAGAAGCUGGGCAAAAAAACGGUGCUAUGGAAGCUAAUAGUUCUAUGGUUUCUGAUAUUGGGUAUGACCAGCUUAACGCCUCUGGUUUUUACAUGACCAAUAAUUCUUCUUCUUGGGCAUCUGAUUCUAAAUAUGAUGGAAUCAUUUCUGAAGCAAGAACUUCUUCUUGUAAUUCAAAAUUGUCUCCACCCACUGUUGGGAGGAGAUCUCGUCCAUCUUUCCUUGAUUCAAUCAACAUUCCAAAAGUUCCUGCGGUAUCCCCUUCUCCAGCUGAAUCAGUUUCUGCAGACAGAUUUGAUCCAAAGGUUCAUCCCAUGGACACUUCGGAAUCAUCCAACUCCAGGAACAUGAUGAAUUCUUCAACUUUUUCUGUUAAUGGGUCUGAUCAGUUGAAUCAUCAUACUGAGAAAGACACGGGGAACAUGGACAACCAUUAUCAUUCUUUUGCACAAAAACAGAAUGAAGAUUUUGCUGCUUUAGAACAGCAUAUUGAAGAUUUAACACAAGAGAAGUUCUCUUCACAACGUGCUCUUGAGGCUUCACGAGCUCUAGCAGAGUCUCUAGCUGCUGAAAAUUCAUCCCUGACGGAGAGUUAUAAUCAACAGGGCAGUUUUGUUACCCAAUUAAAGGCCGACAUAGAAAAACUGCAGGAAGAAAUUAAAGCACAACUGGUUGAACUUAAAGCCGUGAAAAUGGAAUAUGCAAACGUACAAUUGGAAUGUAACGCUGCAGAUGAACGUGCUAAGCUAUUGGCUUCUGAAGUGAUUGGAUUGGAAGAGAAGGCACUUCGUCUGAGAUCUAAUGAGCUUAAACUGGAGAGGGAAUUAGAGAAAUCACAAGCUGAAAUAUCUUCUUUCAAGAAGAAAAUGGCUAGCCUUGGAAGGGAACGUCAGGAUCUAUUGUCAACAAUUGAUGCUCUAAAAGAAGAAAAGAAGCUCUUGCAGGCGAAACUACGAAAAACUUCUGAUAAUGGCAAGUCAGCUGAUGUUAGCAGGAGUAUGCCUAGUAAAAAAGAUGUAUCAACUUCAACAGAGGAUCUCCGUGAAGAAAAAAUUGUAAAUACUACCAUAGAUGACCCUAACUUGGGAGCCCACAGUACUGAGGGACCCACUUUUUCAUAUCUGUCUGAGAAUGACCAGCUCAGUCUUGAAAGUUUAUCGACAGCCAUUCCUCCAGAUCAGAUAAGGAUGAUUCAAAGCAUCAAUACAUUGAUUUCUGAGUUAGCCUUGGAGAAAGAAGAGUUGAUGAAAGCCUUGUCACUGGAAUCAUCUCAGUGCUCUGAGCUGCAGGAGUUAAACAAGGACUUAACCCGAAAGCUUGAAGCUCAAACACAAAGAUUAGAGCUUUUGACAGCUCAAAGCAUGGCAACUGGUAACAACCAAGCAAGGCAACCAGAUGUUCUAUCUGUGCAGGACAGCACCACAUAUGCUGAUGAAGGUGAUGAGGUGGUUGAGCGGGUCUUGGGAUGGAUGAUGAAGCUAUUUCCUGGAGGGCCAUCAAGGCGGAGAACCAGCAAGCUUAUUUAGUUUCCAUGAUGGAGUUUGAGUGUUCAAGGAAUGUUAUACAUCAUAAGCUCUUUUUUCUCCUUUGCGCCUUGUAUUUUUGGUGGCCAGAUGGAGAUGGUUUAUGUGUACCAUUAGUGAUUAACAGUCCCAUUUUUUUUCCCAGUAGAAGCAAAUUGCUUCUAAGAGGCAUUUAGAAAUAUAUGAUAAAUUACUUCACGGAUUCAGCAACAAAGCAGAACCUUCCCUUCUGUUCUUUCUACCUGCCGAAUACUGAAUGGGGAGAUCAGAGAUGAUCAGAAAUUGCCAUAGAGAAACUAAGGGGUGAUGAAAUAUUACUGCAGAGAGACUCGAGAUGAAGUUUGGUUUAUAUUAUAUUUAGAAGAUAUAGUUUUACUUGUGAAUUAAUAGGGGAAAAAAGAGGAAAAGGAUCAAAUGUACUAUCAUUUACAUUCGAGAAAUGAUGCUCUUUUACUUUUGGUUUUGUCUUAGUACUAAUGUAUUUGUUUUUAGGCCUAAAACCCAACCUAAUAUAUCAAAAGAAUGAUCUCGUCAAUUCAUUGGACACU
Molecule: messenger RNA, 3181 nt
Organism: Lycium barbarum (goji berry)
Lineage: Eukaryota; Viridiplantae; Streptophyta; Magnoliopsida; Solanales; Solanaceae
Product: protein BLISTER-like
Exons: 13
Coding region: 309-2636 (775 amino acids)
Biological process (GO): regulation of growth
Source: RefSeq, a predicted model, not a curated record